Dermatophagoides farinae (American house dust mite) is the source of this 3069-nucleotide messenger RNA. The record is from RefSeq and is a predicted model, not a curated record. NCBI's taxonomy places the organism in Eukaryota, Metazoa, Arthropoda, Arachnida, Sarcoptiformes, Pyroglyphidae.
UUAUAUUGAUAUGCCAAUCAAACGAAACGGUAGUUUAAUAAAAAAGAAUGGCAACAAAGAAAAUAUUGAAGAUCUCAAACAGGAGGUUAUUAUGGAUGAACAUAAAAUCAUUAUUGAAGAAUUAGUAUUACGAUUGAAAACAAAUGCCGACAUUGGACUGACGAAUGCUCAAGCUAAAACCGUUCUUGAACGUGAUGGACCAAAUGCAUUGACACCGCCGAAAAAAACACCAGAAUGGGUUAAAUUCUGUAAACAAUUAUUCGGAGGUUUUGCACUGUUACUUUGGAUUGGUGCUGUACUUUGUUUUUUUGCCUAUUCCAUACAGGCAACUACAUAUGAAGAAGCAUCACCAGACAAUCUUUAUCUUGGUAUCGUAUUGGCCGGUGUCGUUAUAAUAACCGGAUGUUUUUCCUAUUAUCAGGAAGCCAAAUCAUCUGCUAUAAUGGAAUCAUUUAAAAAUAUGGUACCACAAUUUGCCACUGUAAUACGUGAAGGACAAAAAUUAACAGUACCGGCUGAAGAGAUUGUUGUUGGUGAUAUUAUUGAAAUAAAAAGCGGUGAUCGAAUACCGGCAGAUAUUCGUAUAUUAAAAUCACAAGGAUGUAAAGUAGAUAAUUCUUCAUUAACAGGCGAAUCUGAACCACAAACACGUUCACCUGAACUUACACAUGAUAAUCCCUUGGAAACUAGAAAUUUAGCAUUCUUUUCGACAAAUUGUGUGGAAGGUACCGCUCAAGGAAUUGUUAUCAAUACUGGCGAUCGUACAAUAAUGGGACGUAUAGCGAAUUUAGCUUCUGGCCUGGAAAUGGGUGAAACACCCAUUGCAAAAGAAAUUGAACAUUUUAUCCAUAUUAUUACUGGUGUUGCCGUCUUCCUUGGUGUUACAUUUUUUCUAAUAGCAUUCGUACUUGGUUAUCAUUGGUUGGAUGCUGUUAUAUUUUUAAUUGGAAUUAUUGUGGCCAACGUACCGGAAGGUUUAUUGGCCACCGUAACCGUUUGUCUAACAUUAACGGCCAAACGUAUGGCAAGUAAAAAUUGUUUAGUAAAAAAUUUAGAAGCCGUAGAAACAUUAGGAUCAACAUCGACAAUUUGUUCGGAUAAAACGGGUACAUUAACACAGAAUCGUAUGACUGUAUCACAUUUAUGGUAUGAUCGUAAUGUUGCCGAAGCUGAUACUACUGAAGAUCAAUCAGGAAAACAGCAUGAAAAAACAUCAAUCGGUUGGAAAGCAUUAAGUAGAGCCUGUUGUCUAUGUAGUCGUGCUGAAUUUAAGCCAGAUCAAGAUGAUGUUCCUAUUUUAAAAAGAGAUUGUAUUGGCGAUGCAUCUGAAUCAGCAAUACUUAAAUGUAUGGAAUUAACUAUUGGCAAUGUGGAUGAAUAUCGUAGAAAAAAUCCAAAAGUUUGUGAAGUUCCAUUCAAUUCAACUAAUAAAUAUCAUGUUACUAUACAUGAAACGGAAGAAAUUCCACAAUCAUGCUAUUUACUAUGCAUGAAAGGAGCACCGGAACGUAUUCUCGAUAGAUGUACAACCGUACUAUUGAAUGGCGAAAAUAGAAUUAUUGAUGAACAAUUUCGAAAUGAUUUUAAUGCCGCUUAUAUUGAAUUAGGUGGAUUGGGUGAACGUGUUAUUGGAUUUUGUGAUUAUCCAUUGCCUAUAGAUAAAUAUCCACCCGGUUAUCCAUUCGAUCCGGAUGAAGAGAAUUUUCCAUUAGAUUGUUUACGAUUUUUAGGAUUGAUUUCAAUGAUUGAUCCACCUAGAGCUGCUGUACCCGAUGCUGUGGCCAAGUGUAGGAGCGCCGGUAUCAAAGUUAUAAUGGUGACUGGUGAUCAUCCAAUUACAGCUAAAGCUAUUGCUAAAGCUGUUGGAAUAAUUUCUGAAGGAACUGAAACAUCUGAAGAUAUUGCUAAUCGACUGAAAAUAUCUAUCGAUCAAGUUGAUUCAAGUAAAGCAAAAGCUAUCGUAGUUCAUGGCCAAGAAUUAAAAGAUAUGAAAGAAAAUCGUUUGGAUGAAAUACUUAAAAAUCAUACGGAAAUAGUUUUUGCACGAACAUCACCGCAACAAAAAUUAUUCAUUGUUGAAGGCUGCCAACGGCAAGGUCAAAUUGUUGCCGUCACCGGUGAUGGUGUGAAUGAUUCGCCGGCAUUGAAAAAGGCUGAUAUUGGCGUUGCAAUGGGCAUCGCUGGUUCCGAUGUAUCCAAACAAGCUGCCGAUAUGAUUCUUUUGGAUGAUAAUUUUGCAUCAAUUGUAACCGGUGUUGAAGAAGGACGAUUAAUAUUCGACAAUCUUAAAAAAUCUAUUGCAUAUACCUUGACUAGUAAUAUACCUGAAAUAUCUCCAUUCUUAUUUUUUAUCAUUUUCAAUGUACCAUUGCCAUUGGGAACAGUUACAAUAUUAUGUAUCGAUCUUGGCACCGAUAUGGUACCGGCAAUUUCAUUAGCAUAUGAACAAGCCGAAAGCGAUAUAAUGAAAAGGCAGCCAAGAAAUCCGAUGAAAGAUAAAUUAGUUAAUGAACGUUUAAUUUCUGUUUCAUAUGGCCAAAUUGGUAUGAUACAAGCAGCGGCUGGUUUUUUCACCUAUUUUGUUAUUAUGACCGAAUCUGGUUUCACACCUGAUUAUAUAUUCGGAUUAAGAGAAGCAUGGGAUUCAAAAGCCAUCAAUGAUUUACCUGAUUCAUAUGGACAGGAAUGGACAUACAAAACACGAAAAGAUCUUGAAUACACUUGCCAUACUGCUUUUUUCGUAUCGAUCGUUGUUGUACAAUGGGCAGAUUUGAUUAUUUGUAAAACACGUCGAAAUUCCAUCAUUCAUCAAGGCAUGAACAAUCAUGCUUUAAAUUUUGGCCUAGUUUUCGAAACAGUUUUAGCCGCAUUUCUAUCAUAUUGUCCGGGUAUGCCAGUUCUUCUUCGAUUAUAUCCUUUGAAAUUCACAUGGUGGUUACCAGCGAUACCAUUUUCAAUAUUAAUAUUUAUCUAUGAUGAAAUUCGUCGUUUUAUACUUAGACAUCGUCCUGGUGGUUGGGUUGAACAAGAAACUUAUUAUUGAAAAAAAAAAACAAAAAAAAAAAACAA